AUGAAGACCAUUCUCAGCAGUCAGACAGGGGGCAUUCCAGAAAAUGCUGACGUCACUCUGAAGGGAUGCAUAAUUAUUUUGAAGGAACCCAGCAGCACCCAGCAGAGGGACUACAAUCACAUCAAUGUAGACCUCAGUCUCCUUGGAAAGAAAAAGAAGAGUUUCCGAGUAGACAAAUGGUGGGGAAAUGAAAAGGAACUGGCUACUGUUUGCAUUAUCUGUAGUCAUGGACAGAAUAUGAUUAAGGGUGUUGCACUGGCUUCCUUACAAGACGAUAAUCACAAGAUGAGGUCUGUGCAUGCUCACUUCCCCAUCAAUGUCAUUAUUAAGGAGAAUGGUUCUAUUGUUGAAAUCCGAAAUUUCUUGGGUGAAAAAUACAUCUGCAGGGUUCAGAUGAGGUCGCGUGUUGCUUGUCCUGUAUCUCAAGCCCAGAAAGAUGAGUUAAUUCUUGAAGGGUAUGAUAUUGAACUUGUAUCAAAUUCAGCUGUGUUGGUUCAAUAA
Rhinolophus ferrumequinum (greater horseshoe bat) is the source of this 501-nucleotide messenger RNA. RefSeq names its product 60S ribosomal protein L9-like. Gene Ontology annotation, cellular component: ribosome; cytosolic large ribosomal subunit. The record is from RefSeq and is a predicted model, not a curated record. Gene Ontology annotation, biological process: cytoplasmic translation. The transcript is spliced from 2 exons. NCBI's taxonomy places the organism in Eukaryota, Metazoa, Chordata, Mammalia, Chiroptera, Rhinolophidae. Gene Ontology annotation, molecular function: rRNA binding; structural constituent of ribosome. Bases 1 to 501 code for a protein of 166 amino acids.